Messenger RNA from Bubalus bubalis (water buffalo), 2858 nucleotides. It is a transcript of the gene VPS37C, whose product is annotated as VPS37C subunit of ESCRT-I. Gene Ontology annotation, biological process: ubiquitin-dependent protein catabolic process via the multivesicular body sorting pathway; protein targeting to membrane; protein targeting to vacuole. Bases 186 to 1238 code for a protein of 350 amino acids. Gene Ontology annotation, cellular component: ESCRT I complex. The record is from RefSeq and is a predicted model, not a curated record. NCBI's taxonomy places the organism in Eukaryota, Metazoa, Chordata, Mammalia, Artiodactyla, Bovidae. The transcript is spliced from 5 exons.
CGAGGAUGGGAAUGGGGGCGGCGCUGGCCGUCGCUCCCGGCGCGUCCCCGGGCGUGCCCACUUCACCUGGCAAAGGCUGGUGAUUGGGCGCGAGGGACGCGUGACUCCCGCCGGGACCGGCGUUCCUGCCCGGUGCAGUGGAACCGCGGGAAGGAGGCAGUACUCGAGCUCCCCGCCCAGGAAAGAUGGAAACGCUGAAAGACAAGACCCUGGAGGAGCUGGAGGAAAUGCAGAACGACCCAGAGGCCAUCGACCGACUGGCCCAGGACUCCCCGGAGGUCCAGGAUCUGCAGCUGGAGCGGGAGAUGGCGCUGGCCACCAACCGCAGCCUGGCUGAACGGAACCUGGAGUUUCAGGGUCCACUGGAGAUCAGCCGCUCAAACCUCUCAGACAAGUACCAGGAGCUCCGGAAGCUGGUGGAACGGUGCCAGGAGCAGAAGGCGAAGCUGGAGAAGUUCUCCUCAGCACUGCAGCUAGGGACCUUGUUGGACCUUCUGCAGAUCGAAAGCAUGAAGAUUGAAGAAGAGUCCGAGGCCAUGGCUGAGAAGUUCCUGGAGGGCGAGGUGCCCCUGGACACGUUCCUGGAGAAUUUCUCCUCCAUGAGAACACUGUCCCAUCUGCGCCGGGUUCGCGUGGAGAAGCUCCAGGAUGUGAUGAGAAAGCCCAGGGCCUCCCUGGAGCCGGCCGGGGACGCCCCUCCUCCGCGCCCUCCCCCGCCACUGCGCCCCAGCCCCCAGACAACGCCCCCGCCAGCCGAAGACGCUCAGCCCCAGCCGCCGCAGCCCUCAGUGGUCCCUCCCUACCCUUUGCCCUACAGCCCCUCUCCAGGCAUGCCCGUGGGCCCCACCGCCCAUGGAGCGCUCCCGCCAGCUCCGUUCCCCGUGGUGUCCCAGCCCUCCUUUUCCUACAGUGGGCCUUUGGGGCCCCCGUACCCCGCAGCCCAGCCAGGAGCCAGGGCCCCUUCAAGCUACUCCUGGUCCCCGCAGAGGAGCAUGCCACCCCGGCCGGGCUAUCCUGUGGCCCCCACUGGUGCCUCUGGGCCCGGGUACCCCAUGGUGGGGGCCCGGGCCCCCAGUCCUGGUUAUCCUCAGCAGCCCCCCUACCUCUCAACAGGAGGAAAACCUCCAUACCCCACACAGCCCCAGCCCUCAGGCCCCCUCCAGCCCCCCUACCCCCCCGGGCCUGCUCCUCCCUAUGGGUUCCCCCCGCCUCAGGGUCCCACCUGGCCUGGCUAUUAGGCACAGUCCUGGCCCUCGGCCCUUCCCUACUCCCACCUGUACCACAGCCUUCAGCCCACCCCUUGCUGAGAUUCGAGGCUAAAUUGGAAGUGGAGUUGGCUCCACGUGGACUCGUGUCGUGCCCGGGAGCCUGAGGGGACCCAACUGGGAGCGUACCAGCUGACCAGGCACUGUGACUGGCUUGGCCGCACCAGGCGGUCCCAGGGCCUGCGGGCCUCCCAGGGGAAAGGAGGACCUGGCUUCUGUGGCUGGCUGUAGCUCUCCUGGUGCUCGCCAGGCAGGAAGUUCAGUCCUCCCCGUGUGCCCGCACCUGUGGACAUCUCCUCGUGACUGCACAGACUCACGGAUGCCUGAACCCAGUGCGGAGUUAUCUCAGCAAGGGGCUGGCCGGCCCCUGCUCACCCCCUCCUCUUCUCUGGGAUUUAGCAAGUGCAACCACGGUGCCCACUCUAAGAGAGGCAGCUCUCUGUGUCUCUUGGUGCGUUCAAGGAUGGCCCACCGCACGUUCCAUGGCAGAGUUGGAUCAGGGGGAGAGAACAGAGUUGGGCAAAACAAUGAGUGAUUUUCACAUCACAUAAAGCCAUAACAGGACUCUGACAGACGGAUGUCAGGUCAGCUUGUACUGUGUGCUGCCGUUUGAACAGCAGCAGCAGUGCCCGUGCAGGGAGCAGGCCGAGGAUUGUGGAGGCGGAUCCCAGACCUUGCUGGCCCUGGUUGGAGAAUCUAGGGGCUGCCUUGGACCCUCUGGCUGCAGGAGAGGGGGCAGUUCUGGUCCAAGAGACUGUGAUCACAUCAGGGGCUCAUUUAGGAGCAGAAGGCCAGGUUGCCUCCCUGGCCACCUCUCUUGUCUGGGAUCUCCCUGCUUCUGGUUGACUUCUGUGGCUCAGCCCCCUCCUGUCCACUCCCUUAGUGCCUUGAAUCUCAUCCACGGCAGCCCCCUCCCUUCCUUUGACUCUCUCCUGUAACUCUUCACGACCCCCUAAAGCCCUCCUAAGACAGACAUCAAAAGAUGCCCUAACAGUUACUUCCCCUGUGGUGCUUUGUAAAACACCAUCACUAUGUCAGAGUCAUUUCUUUGCAUCUCUCUUAUCUUCAGAAUGUAAAGGGCAGGGACUAUGACUCUGAGCCACACAGAGGCCCCACCACGCUGGGGCUUUCAGUACCCAGUUCGGUAAUAAAAAAUGACAAUAGACCAAAGGGAGUUGUGAUGAAUGAAACAUUACCUUGGUUGUUACCAGAUGUGAACCAGGUCUCCCGGGCAGACUCUGGAGCUGCUAUCUGUUAGGAAGUCAUAUGUGCCUUGAAUUGUCCAUUACCCGAGUACCCAGCACCUGGUGGGCCUGGGGUGCUGGGGGCCAAAGAGGAAACUUGACCUUCUGGUGCCUGCCCCUCCCGCCCCACCCCGCCCCGCCCGGCCUGCGUGCCAUCAGAGGGUACGUGCGAUGAGAUGCUCAGUCAGCCCUGUCGGUCCCUGACCAGUUGUGCUUGCUUCUCAUAAGUUAUUUAUACAGAGAAAUCACUAAUGGACUCUACUGGUUCUAGUACUUCUGUACUGGAUGAGCGAUCGCUGGUAUGUUUGUAUAAUUAAUUGCCAUAAUAAACUUUGAUGAGUUACGAGUA